This is a messenger RNA of Vespa velutina, 4262 nucleotides long. RefSeq names its product cyclin-dependent kinase 14 (gene Eip63E). NCBI's taxonomy places the organism in Eukaryota, Metazoa, Arthropoda, Insecta, Hymenoptera, Vespidae. Gene Ontology annotation, cellular component: cytosol; nucleus; cytoplasm. Gene Ontology annotation, biological process: protein phosphorylation. The transcript has 7 exons. Gene Ontology annotation, molecular function: ATP binding; cyclin binding; cyclin-dependent protein serine/threonine kinase activity. The record is from RefSeq and is a predicted model, not a curated record. The coding region runs from base 1010 to 2494 and encodes 494 amino acids.
AGUGCAUCGUAUUCAAGAUGGCGGCUUAGCAGCGACAGAGUGCAUAAGAGCGACUGCUCUGAGUGCAACGUGCAUAAGCCGUAUUUUGAUAAACUCGUACUUUCGGAAUCGAGUGCGUGCGUAGAAAUAUCGUCUAUAAGACGGUUUUAUCGUCUUUAGGAACGAGUCGUGCGAUCGCGAAUGAAUCGUCCGAGAUAGUCGGUGGUGGCGUGCGCGAGCGCCCGCCGUAUUCAGGAAGACGCGCGUGCGACAGAGACAGAAAAAGAGUGAGAGAGAGAGAGAGAGAGAGAAAGAGAGAAAGAGAAAAAGAGAAAAAGGAGAAAAAGAAAGACAGACGCAGAGAGAGAGCGAGACGGAAAGGAUCGCCUCGAAGUUCGGCGAUCCCAGUCAGGUUCCAACUUGAUAACUUUUUCUGAGAACCCUGAGAGAAAGUUGAAUCUACGAUAAAGGAAGACAAGAAGACACGCGUCUCGUUGUUGCCGCUGCCGCCGUCGCCGCCGCCGCCACCGCCACCGCUGCCGCUACCGUUGCUACUAUUGCUACUACUGCUGCUCUUGCUGUUGCUGCUGUUUCUAUUACUAUUACGAUUUAUUGCUACUGCUGUUAUUGAUAAUCUCAACGAGCGACGAUUAGGAGCGAACCUUUUUCAUGGCGAUCGGCGUUAGUACGAGGAUACAUCGUGCUUCACCACCGUGGUAUGAACCACGACAAAGGUGAAGAAAGGUAUUACGCCUUCCUUACGAUCCGUGACCUGUGACCUGACACUCGUGUUCAAAGGAAGAAACACGACGACGACGGCGGCGACGACGACGACGACGACAACGACAACGACGGAGACGAAAACGAAGACGAAAACGAAAACAAAAACGAAGACGAAGACGACGACGAAGACGACGACGACGACGACGACGACGCGGUACGCGCCGAGGCACAUAUACCGACACACACACACAGUGCGUCACCGCCCAUAUGCGAUGUGUGUUUCGUGCGUGCGAACGAAUGAGUAAUCAUGUACUGUCAAGACAAGGGCUCGACCGCCUCGAAGAGCAAAGAGGGGUCAGUGACAAUGCGAGAAAAAAAAGGAGGUGCUCUUAGCAGAGUGCAGAAACUAAAAAAACGACUUAGUCACAGUUUUGGUAGACUUUCUAUCUCUAAAGAAGAAGCUGACGAUGCUGCAAAUAGAGGUCAGCUGCCUUACAAUGGAUAUUCGGAGGAGUUCCUAGACCGUUUGGAACCAAACGGCAAUAUACCUGCGGAUAAAGAUCGUCGAUACGAAUGGACAGGUGUUGGUGAUCAUGAAAGAGUGCAUCGGCAGCUUUCCGUUUCUAGCGAUUCCAAGCUUCUAGAUGAAGAUAUAAGAGAAGAGGCAAGAGUGAUUUUACGGCCUCGGCGUCCACCGCGGCCCAAGUCUGAGGUUUUUCUUGGGCCAGAUCCACCACCUCGGAGAACCAAAAGGUUUUCAGCUUUUGGGGGAGACUCUCCUUUUGGAAAAUCCGAAGCUUAUAUAAAAUUAGAACAGUUAGGAGAAGGUUCUUAUGCCACUGUGUUCAAAGGCUAUAGUCACCUCACGAAUCAGGUGGUGGCUCUUAAAGAAAUUAGACUGCAAGAAGAAGAAGGUGCUCCGUUUACUGCCAUUCGUGAGGCAAGCCUUCUUAAGGAGUUAAAACAUAGUAAUAUUGUGACUUUACACGAUAUAAUUCACACUCGCGAGACUCUUACUUUUGUUUUUGAAUAUGUUCAUACUGAUCUAUCACAAUACAUGGAAAGAUAUGGUAGUGGAAGUGGAGGUUUAGAUCCUCACAAUGUUAAAUUAUUUCUCUUUCAAUUGUUAAGAGGACUAGCGUACUGUCAUCGUAGGAGAGUGUUGCAUAGAGACGUGAAACCUCAAAAUUUAUUAAUCAGUGAAAUAGGAGAACUUAAAUUGGCAGAUUUCGGUCUUGCAAGGGCGAAAUCUGUACCAUCGCAUACAUAUUCGCAUGAAGUAGUAACAUUAUGGUAUAGGCCACCCGAUGUUCUAUUGGGUUCUACGGAAUAUUCAACCUCACUUGAUAUGUGGGGAGUAGGUUGCAUAUUUGUAGAAAUGCUGACUGGAGAACCAACAUUCCCUGGUGUACGAUGUACGUACGACCAACUUGAUAAAAUAUUUAAAGUUUUGGGAACACCUACCGAAGAAACUUGGCCAGGUGUAACUCAUCUCCCAGGAUAUAAGCCACACAAAUUGUCGUUUUAUCCACCAAGAAAAUUGGGUCUUUCAUUUCCAAGGCUUUAUGAUAUUGCCGACGGUGAUAACAUGGCAUCGUCUCUCCUACAAUUGAAUCCUGAUCAGCGCAUAGGUGCCGAAGAAGCUUUAAGACAUCCUUAUUUUGCCUCUCUUCCUAGAAAAUUAUAUGAAUUGCCUGAUGAAGUGUCAAUAUUCAGCGUUGAAGGUUGCCACUUGUAUACAAAUUCGAGGCAUGGGUGCACAGAUUCACGUCACACUGCUCUUAAGACUUGAGGUUAAAUGUAAAUGAAAGGCAGAUGACAAAUAAUGCCCAGUUCAUACUUAGUGAAGACAUUCGAUUCAUGCGUUAAACUAUUGGCACAUAUGCCAUGACUAUCCACCCGUACACUAUCCACAGGCGCGUCGUUCGCUCUCUCUCUCUUUUUCUCCUUCUCCUUCUCCUGUCUCUUUUUUUUCUCUCUUUCUCUCUCUCUCUCUCUCUUUCUCAGGGCUGCUCAUAAAUUUCUCUUUCCCUUUUCCACUGCGAUAUUUUUUUUUUUUUUUAUGAACUUAUACACGUAUUGAUUAAACAAGCAAUGAUAAAUCAUACACUGUAACUGGCCAAGGAAACAAGAAAGUAAGCUGUCUGUGGCUAAAAGAAAGAUAAAAAAGUUUUAAGCGAUUUGCACGCUCAAUUUAGAAAGCAAAAAGCACGCACGACCCAUCCUCGCACUUCGUCCAAAUACUAGAUUUAGAUUGAUACCAAUCAAAAGAAGAUGAUAUAUAAACCGUCAUAUUGCGUCUCCGGAUCUCAUACCCAAUACGGGUUGGCGGUUAUUGAUUAGCAAAAAUAUUACGAAGUAAUUAUUAUCAUCUUAGAAAAAUUAUGGAAGAUCUGUAAAACGCUGUGUAAAUUUUAUGCUACUUUCGGAUCUUUUGUUGGUCGUUGAAACAAUCGAGAGUAUUGAUACAUUAAAAUCAUUAUUGAUAUUAAAUUUGUUGCUACUAAUGUAAUACGGUGAUAGUGAAUUUAUAGAAAUCAUAAUAAGAUUAGAAUAUCAUUAUAUGUCGACUGUUGCAGCUACCAUCAUUAUACGAAAGAGCAAGGUUAUUGAGAAAUUAUCGUUGAUAUCAACGGUAAUGAUCUAGUUAUAAGUAAUUAAUAUUAAUAUGAUAAAAUGUCAGCAGGCAAUAGGUUUGUGACGAUAAUAUAAAGUAAAAUCAAUAGUAGUGAACAAAGAAUGAAAUAAUAAAGUAGAUUUAAUAAAAUCUAAUUUGUUUAGUCGCGCAGAUAACUAUCGUUAACAGAUAGUGGUGCUUUGAAAAAUCAUAGAGAACAUUUUUAAUGAGUUUAUAUUUAUCCUUUGUACAAUUUAUUGGCAUUUCUUGUUUUCAAUUGAACUUUUAAAAUUGUAUAUAAAGAUAUACCAACUCAAAAAACGUUGGCAAUAGUAGAAUAAGGAUAAGAUAAAAAAAAAAAAAAAAGAGAAGCGAUACAGUUCUUCCAAAUUUUAUCUAAGUUACAAUGACUAUUACGAUAUUACUACUCCUUCGUAGGUUAUAUUUAUACCGAUUUUUCAGCACACUUAUAAAAAUAUCAACGAGGCGAAAGCAAAAAAAAAAGGGAAACAAAUAUUUCGAAAAAAUUUGAAACAUUAUUACUAUUAAUAUCGUUAUUAUUUGAAAAGAGACGCGCAGAUGGUAGACUGUAAAUAGAACAUCAAGUUCGUAUUAUUGAUGACGCUGAGAUAGAUGAGCUGAGGUUAAUAAAUGUGAAUUUAUAAUAAAUUAAAUUGCAAUACGGCACUCUAGAUCCUAUUUCAUUCUUUCAGUUUCUUUUUUUUUUCUCACAUUCAAUAACGUGCCAGUUGCUUUAGUUGUUUAGGUGUAUCAUAAUGCAAAAAAUUAUUGUAAUUGUAAUAUUUUAUCCUAUUAUCGAUUUUUGUACACUUUAAUUCCAGGCUAAUUAUAUUUUGUUUGUAAUCUUACUGAUGAAUCAUUAAUAUCCAAACUUCUUUGGUGUAUCGAAGAAGAUAAAGAAUUGUUUUGAAUUAUAAAUCUA